GGCGCGCGCAGGGAAGAUGGCGGCGCCCAGCGCGGCGGGGCUGGGCCGGCGGCUGCGGGCCUGGGUGCCCCGGCUGAUGCAGGUGAGAUGGAGCCGCUACAACCCCAGUUACCUGGAGCCAGAAGUGAGCAAGGAAUUGUACGAGAAACCUGUGGAGGAGCUGACUGAGGAGGAGAGGGAACAAAUGGAGCUCAAGGCUGUUCGACCCAUCAAAGCUGCUCCUCCCACUCUCUCCAGCUCUGUGUUCAGCGACCCCAUGAUCAGUAAAUUCAUCAAUAUGAUGAUGAAGGAUGGAAAUAAAGUGCUGGCCAGAAGCCUCAUGACUCAGACUUUAGAGACCAUUAAGAGGAAGCAGCUGGAGAAAUACCACAAAGCUCCAGAAAAUGAGAAGGAGACAAUUGAAUGCAACCCCUACGUCAUUUUCCACCAGGCUCUGAAGAACUGCCAGCCCAUCAUUGGGCUCAGCAACAUCACCAAAGGAGGCAAAACCUACCAGGUGCCCGUCCCGCUGAAGGACAAUCGGAAGCGCUUCCUGGCCAUGAAGUGGCUGAUCACGGAGUGCAGGGAGAACAAGCACCGCCGGACGAUGAUGCCCGAGAAGCUCUCCCAGGAGCUGCUCCUGGCCUUCAAAAAUGAAGGGCCCGUCAUCAAGAAGAAGCACGUCCUGCACAAGAUGGCAGAGGCCAACAGGGCCUACGCCCAUUUCCGCUGGUGGUAGGGACUCACAGGGACACGGUGCCACAGCCUGGAGAGCAGAGCCCCAGGGCUGCCUGCCUGGGAGAGGCUGGAUAGAGGAGGCAAGGGUGGAACACCCUUCCAGACUGCUGCUGAUCAACCCCAGGGAGAGCUCACACGAUGCCAUUGAGGCUCAUUUCCUUUGUGCUUGUUUGGAUGGGGGAAGGGGGGAAUCUGAGUUACCAACCCCAGCAGGGAUGCUCCAGUUCUUUCAGAAUCACUUUCCUGGGAAGACAAUCCUUAGAUGUUUUUCUUAGAGCAAUGUCAUCUUUCACUUACCUGUUUCCUGGGGACUUGGAAGUCUCUCUGCUCCUGAAAUCAGCAACAUUUCUGGCUGCACAGCUAAGAGCAGAGCUGGAUUUUUUCCAUACCAUAACCAGCCUUAGCAGGAAUGGAACAACAGGCAAUAAAAGGCCCUUUUUGAUUUUUGCUUCCGGUCAUCGGCAACAUUGUCUGCACAGAUUUGAUGGGAAUGGUAACAAAAAAUAAAACCAGUUUUAUGGGGAAGGUUUCUCAAUUCCAAA
Messenger RNA from Empidonax traillii (willow flycatcher), 1259 nucleotides. It is a transcript of the gene MRPS7, whose product is annotated as mitochondrial ribosomal protein S7. Bases 17 to 718 code for a protein of 233 amino acids. Gene Ontology annotation, molecular function: mRNA binding; rRNA binding; structural constituent of ribosome. The transcript is spliced from 5 exons. Gene Ontology annotation, biological process: translation; ribosomal small subunit assembly. NCBI's taxonomy places the organism in Eukaryota, Metazoa, Chordata, Aves, Passeriformes, Tyrannidae. Gene Ontology annotation, cellular component: ribosome. The record is from RefSeq and is a predicted model, not a curated record.